Hyaloscypha bicolor E is the source of this 1248-nucleotide messenger RNA. RefSeq names its product NAD(P)-binding protein. The transcript has a single exon. The record is from RefSeq and is a predicted model, not a curated record. NCBI's taxonomy places the organism in Eukaryota, Fungi, Ascomycota, Leotiomycetes, Helotiales, Hyaloscyphaceae. Bases 128 to 880 code for a protein of 250 amino acids.
CUUACUCGUGUGUCGCCAUCCUUGUCUUGGGGAAAGAACAUAUAUCCGACCAAAAUCUUGGAAUAGCUACCUACGAAAUUGGAAAUUCUUCUAGCUUUUGCUGCUGCUCCCCCGUCUGUACUUCAAAAUGGCAUCUUCAACUUCUAAGGCUCUCGUCCUCAUCACUGGAGCUAACCAGGGGCUCGGUUUUGCUGUGGCGCAGCAGUUAGUCAGCUCGGGCAAGUAUCAUGUUCUUGUCAGCGCACGAAACCCGUCCAAUGCACAAGCGGCCGUUCAACAACUUCAGACCGAGGCGGUGGACAAGGCGGCGGUAACACCCAUUACCCUCGAUGUGACGGAUGAUGCGUCGGUCGAAGCGGCGGCCAAGAGCGUGAAGGACCAGUUCGGGCAUCUCGACAUUCUGAUCAACAACGCCGGACUCGGUAUGGUGCCUGACAAGCCGGUUCGCGAGCAAUAUCGUCAGAUUUUCGAGGUCAACGUUUUUGGUGUUGCGGCCGUCACCGAAGCCUUCCUGCCGAUUCUCAAGGCGUCUUUCUUUUCCGACAAGCGCGUGAUCAACGUCACGUCCGGCUUGGGUCUGAUCACCAUGGCGGGGAAGAAGGACUACGCUUUCAAUGCCAACGCGUGGUACGCGCCCGAUUACCGCAGUAGCAAAGCGGCUCUCAAUAUGAUCACGGCCGCGCAAUCCGUCAAGUUUGCCAGUGACAAGAUUGCCGUCAUUGCUGUCGCGCCGGGUAUGUGCCGCACCCGAUUCACCGGGGGUCAGGGUCGGAAGGACGCCAGCGAUGGAGCAAAGGUCAUUGUGCGCGCGGCUACGGAGGGAGAUCCCGAGAAACUGACGGGCACUUACUACGCGGAAGAGCCAAGCGAGGGCUGGUGAAGAUUGUACUUCGUACUCCCUUUUUUUCCCUUCAAAUAUCUCUCUCUGUCACUGCUUAGUACAGGGUAAUUCGUUGGCUCGCAGUGGUAAAAAGGAACGUUAGCAAUUGCCAGAGAUUCAUUAUCUAGUUCAACCGCUGCCACAGACCGUAUUUAUGUGUAAUUUCCACUAUAAUUUCAUAUCCAAACUCACAUGCGAUGCUACUCCCUUUUUCUUUCUUCAAAAGUCUGUCUCCGUAAAUACAGCAAAUUACUGAGUAUAGGGUAAUUCGUUGGGUGGCCUCAGAUGGAGUAGCCCUAGUUUACGCUUUAAUAUGGAAAGACUUUUGAAAAAAAGGAGGUAAAUAUGAAAUGUACCCUGAAUGGAAG